UGUGAACCCAACUUCCGGGAUGAUAAUGUCAAACGGCGCUGCAUCAGUUGAAGUAUCAGCCAAUAGCGUGGAAGCGUUGUGUCUUCCGUGUUUUCUGGUUUCCAGGGAUACGCAACGAAUCUUAUCUGUUGUGUUCGUGAGAAGUGAUAUUUUGUUGUGUAUCAUUGUCUUCGCAGAUGAAAAUGGAUGUAAUCGGAAGUUUAGAAGUCAGAUGGAUACAAGGUUUUACAAACAAGAGCAUCGAGUUCGUCGACAGUAAAACAGUAUGUUAUACAUCUGGGAGCCAUAUCUGUUUCCUGAACCUGGAGACAAAAAUACAAAGUGUCCUUCAGAGUCCUGGCAGAGGCAUUGGUGCACUGACAGCCAAUGGCAACAAUGGGAUUUUUGCUUUCUCUGAGCAAAAGCUAUCCCCAUCUAUAUUUGUGUACAUUUUUCCUGAGCUUCAGCUGAAGAAUGAACUAAAGGGAACAGCACAACUGGAUUACACAUCCCUGACAUUAAGUGAUGGUGGUCCUUAUUUGGGCUGUUGUUCCUCUUUUCCAGACCACACCAUAACAGUGUGGAACUGGGAAAACGCUGAACCAAUUUGUACACAGCCACAAGUUGGGCAUGAUGUCAUUUCUUUGGUGUUCAACCCUCUAAACUGGCUCCAGCUUUGUGCUCUGGGGGCUACAUCCCUCACUAUCUGGAAUAUUGAGAAGAGUGCCAACUUUCAUGUCCUGAAACCAAGUGUGAUAGAGCUUCCAGCAACUGAUGGUUCCUUUGUUGAAAGAUUGGUGCCCACCUCUCACACUGUCAGUGAAAAACUGCCCUAUUUUGGUCCAGAAAUGCCACCAUCAGCCAUUGCAGGGCUCAAGGGAGACAAAGCAGAACACAUUGUGACUAAACUCUGCACCAAAGCCAGAGUCACUCCUACUGCCAUCUGCUGGACGGCCACUUCAGAGCUUUAUGUGGCCUGCGCGGAAGGCUUUCUGCUUCGUGUUGAUGCAAAGACCCUCUCUGUUUCAAUCCCCCUCAACCCUACAACUGCUGAUGCCAUCCAUGAACUCAGGCAGAGCAACUUUCAAGGUUUAGCCCUUAACAAGAAUGGUUUGAUCAUUUUAGGAAAGGAGAGUGUUGUCCACUGUCUGCAAAUCAAAGAGACUCAGAUAAGCGUCACACAAACAUGGCAAUUAGAAAGACCCUUCACAACUAUGAUGUACUCCCCUGACUACGAAACCUUACUUUUAUCUUCUAAUACAGGGCAAAUCUAUAUGUUGAACCCAACCCAAACAGACAAAACUGUGAAGGUCCUGGAUGUUGUCAGUGGCAACUUUGUGGCAGCAGCUUUGUCGCACACUGAGAAGAAAACUUGCGUGUCAGUGAGGGAUUCUGGAGAAUUGCAGCUGUGGUCUCAAGAUGGCAUUUGCCUUGGUUCCCUGUCUCUUCAAACAGAGGUGACAAGUCUGGCCUGCUGUCCCAUUGCACAAUACACAGCUGUUGGAACAGCUUCAGGAAGUGUCCUCUUCAUUGACCUGAACAAGGAGCAGCAGCCUCGCCUGGUGCACCAGGUUCAUCUCUACCACACUCCAGUGGAUCACCUAGUUUUUGAUCAAGAGGGGGACUACCUUCUCACUGGUGCCUCAGAUUCACACAUCUAUGUACUAGAUGCAAAGCCAUCAAAGAGAUUUUCAGUCAUAGGAUACACAGUUGUUCCUGGGCCCAUUCUGUCACUUUCUGCUCAGUGCAUCGGGGAACGUGAGCUGGUGAAAGUUCUUGCACUGUGUGCUGGAGAGGAGGGCAAAACUCAUGAUGGCAGCCUGCUCACAGUGCUGUCUCUGCCUGUGAGAGACCUAGCAGGUCCAGAUUGUGUAGACCGACAUGGUUGCCUGUCCACUCAUGUCCUUCAAGUGUCCACAUAUGAAGUGCCUCAUCCACUUAAAUCCUGUGUUCUGGGAGUCAGUGAGGUCUUUGCUUACUGCCACAAGAAGAAAACCCUUCAGCAAUUUAAACUUCCUCAGGACACAGAUGGCGUCUCGAGUCAACAGGUGGUCCAGCUGAAACCAGAGCAGGAAGUGAGGGGUUAUCAUCUGGGCCCUGUCUCUCUCGUUCUGUCUCCUCACCGUUUAUGGCUGGCUUCUGUUAGCCCAGAUGGCCUACUACGCAUCCGAGAAACUGCUUCCAUGGAGCGGUACAUUGAGCUGCAUUGUCAUUCAUGCCGUGAUGGUGGCGCGCAAAGUGUGUCUUUCUCUGCAGACAGCCAGACACUCCUCACUGCUGGCUUUAAAGGUGGCUCUCUGGUGUGCACUAAUCUCAGAAUUAAAGGUGUGGAUGCUGGUAAGGUGAAUGAAGCUACUCAGUACAGCCAGUCUAUGGAUCAUUCCUUGAAGAUCAUAUUCAACACAGAGAAUCCCAUCCUCGUUGACUUGCCCGAGUGGGGCCAAGGGUCUCCCGCUGGUGCUGAAAACCCAGAGGAAAGUGAGGUCAGUGUUGGAGUCGAGACAGUGGAUGUAACAGAGCACAAUGAGAGUUAUAACAGCCUGCUGUCUGCUCCACCUUCACACCCCACCUGGCUGGAAAAGAGGCGAGAGGCGGUUAUAAAAGAAGACAAUGAUCAGUAUUCUGAGACAAAGAAAAACAUGAGGAACACCAUCAAAGCGUUACGUGACGCUAUCCAGGAUGCGAUGCGCCUAAAUGAGAACCUCCCAGACACUGACCGUGUGGAACAACAGGAGUUCAACCUGGAUAUAGAGGAGCAGAGGAGACUGGAGGCCAUGGUGGAGCAGGAAGCUACUCGGGUGAGAAAUGAAAUCGAAUGGGAGAUUUUAGAAAAACGUUACCUUCGUGAUGUCCUGAAGAGAGAAUGCUGGGAUUCUAUGAAGGUCAAAGGCAAGACCAUCAAGGCCUUUCACUCUGAACACGAGGUGACGAACUACUCUCUGAAAGAGCAAACAGAAAAAGAAAUGGAGGACCUUCAAAGGGUUCAAAAUAUGAGGAAGUUUGAAAAGGCUGCUUGCAUGCACAGCGGCCUAAAGAAAAGUUCCAACACAACCAGUGCGAAGGAGGAAGAGCAAGGGGAGGAAGGCCGCGCAGCAGAGAGUGCUGCUGUAACGGGAAGUUUGUCCGCUCAGUUAGGAUAUUCAAAUCCUUACCUCUACGAUCAGUUCAGCCUGGAAACCACAGAGCAGAGGAUCAACCAGAUAAUUCUGCUACAGGAUGUGAUAUGUCGCAUCAAGACAGCUUUCAAUGCUGACUUUGAGGCUGUGCACAGGCAGAAGGUGCAGGAGCUCAACCGUGUCAAGGGGAGGAACAGACACAUCAGAGGGAUCAUGUUGGAGCUGGACAUGACCGAGAAGCUGUCGGAGCCCAGUCUGACCAACAGCGAGCAGCCAGAGAGGCUGCUCACUGUGGACGACUCUGAGAUAACGGCAGAGAAGUACCUCACCCCAGAACAGAAAGAGGAGGAGGAGAGGAAGAAGUUGGAAGAGGAAAGGCGUUUGGCUGCCAAAGGUGAUAACCUCAGAGACAGGGCUCUCGAUGACAUGAUGGAUGGAGUGCUUGAAGUGAAAAAAGAGGACAUCUUGAAAAUGGAAAUACCUCCGCCUGAGUUUGUUUUGACCAAACCUGGAAUCCACUGGAGUGAGGAGGAGAAAAAAGUCUACAAAGAGUAUGAAAAGAAAACCAAAGACCUGAGCGAGGAGAAGGAGAAAUACAAAAAGUCACUGGAAACUGAAAUGAAGAGACUGCAGGCAUCCACCAAGGAUGCCACCGAAAAGUUUGAUGAAACUUUGACAAAGUUGUUUAAGAAGAAGGUGAAAUGUGAAAUGGCUAUAUAUCAGGAACGGCUCAAGAUUACUUAUCUGGCCUAUUCAGUCCUCGUAGAAGAGGAGAUAAGAAAUCGAGAGCAGGAGCUCAAGCUCAAACUUGAAAAAAUGGUGGCACAUAAGGAUGAAAUUGGGGAGGAGGUGAAGAGACACGAAGAAGAAGUACAAUUGUUUCAUGAGACCUAUGACAGUAUUGUAGCUGAGGACAAAGUUUUUGACAAAGAAUUCAGGAAGGAGUUCUUUGAUGUACCAAGCCAUGUGGUCGAUCAACUGUACAAGUUAUUCAAGCGUAGACCCAGGGUUCAAAAGAUGAGGACCCAGACCGACAACAGCUCCAACCUGUUUAAGGAGCAGUAUCUGUGCGGUUCUCUGGCUCCUGAUGGGCUCAGUAAAACGCUGAAGGCCAUGGAAGAGCUGGAUGCUCCGGAGAAUAUACCAGAAGGCUUGAACCCAUCAGUCUGGGAGAGGUUUUGUCUUGUCCGCAGAAUGAAAGUAGAGAGUGAGCAAAAGGUAAAAGUAAAAGCUCUGACUCUUGCUGAGAUGCAGGCCUUCCUGCAGAAGAGGAGAGAUGAGGAUAAGGCUGCUCAACAGGAAAUUAAAAAUCUUUCUGACGAACUUGAGAGUCUGCAUAAGGAAAAGAACCGUUUCCUGAUGAACAUCAUGGUCCAGGUCCUGCUCAAACAGGGUCAGGUGGAGGUGUCCACCACUGACCUGACUGCUGACUACACGGAAGCUGUACUUCUCCACAGGAGUGUGCUGGAGGACCUCAACAGGACCAUCAGGACACUUGGAGAGCAGAAGAUAACCACCAUGGUGGAGUGCAAAGACUUCCGUAAGGGCAUCAUCCAGCUGCAGUGGGAGCACAAGAUGAUGGAGAGACAGAUAGAGGACCUCAACAACAAGGCGAGGGACAUCCAGAUGUUACAGCUCUCUGAAGAGCCACGGGAUUAUCUCAACGAGACAGAUCAAGACAGUUGCAUGUCCGAGCAAGUUUCCAGUCUGGAGAAAACUAUAGCUUUCCAGGAAAAGACUCAUCAACAGAAUGUGCAGCAUCGCAUAAAAAUGAUUGAGCAGCUUAAGAGGCAGGCAGCAAAGAAAGUGGAGAAGAAUGCAAUUGUAGAGCAGCAGCUACCCAAUAUUCCGGUGACUGUUGGAGAGAGGAGACACAUCUAUGAAGCAAUAGAUUCGGAGGAAAAUCAGGCAGCUAAAAUGGAGGAGCGCUUCAAGGAAAUCAUUCAGAAGAAGUACUUGGAGGACUUCGUCAGAGCACAGGUGGAGGAGCUGGCUCUUCUCUGGGCCGAAGUCAACCGUCUGAGGAUGAAGAACUUUCCUUCACUUGAUCAGCUGAAACACAACUGAGCACAGCCGUCUCUUCAACAGAAAACAUGGGUUUAUUUACAUGCCUCUUAGCAAGUAAACUUAACAUGAAAUGUACAACUUCA
Molecule: messenger RNA, 5245 nt
Organism: Chelmon rostratus (copperband butterflyfish)
Lineage: Eukaryota; Metazoa; Chordata; Actinopteri; Chaetodontiformes; Chaetodontidae
Gene: cfap43
Product: cilia and flagella associated protein 43
Exons: 38
Coding region: 177-5162 (1661 amino acids)
Biological process (GO): cilium assembly; sperm axoneme assembly
Cellular component (GO): axoneme
Molecular function (GO): protein binding
Source: RefSeq, a predicted model, not a curated record